This is a messenger RNA of Setaria italica (foxtail millet), 1435 nucleotides long. RefSeq names its product dehydrin COR410. Gene Ontology annotation, biological process: response to water. The transcript is spliced from 2 exons. The record is from RefSeq and is a predicted model, not a curated record. Lineage: Eukaryota; Viridiplantae; Streptophyta; Magnoliopsida; Poales; Poaceae. Bases 114 to 986 code for a protein of 290 amino acids. Gene Ontology annotation, cellular component: membrane.
UCGCCACAAUCUUCAUCCAAAAGCCAAAGCGAGUCUCACAGCAGUCAAGAGCGAGUUCUAGUAGCGUGCUGAUCUGUUCUGUUGUUUUUAGUUGGGAAGCCUUUAGUUUGAUCAUGGAGGAUGAGAGGAACACCCAGCUGCACCACCAGGGCGGCGAGGCCCAGGAGAAGGCCGCCGAUCAGGUGGAGGUGAAGGACAGGGGGAUCCUGGACACCCUUCUCGGCAGGAAGAAGCCCGAGGACCAGGAGAAGAAGCAGGAGGAGGAGCUGGUGACCGGCAUGGAAAAGGUCACGGUGGCCGAGCCUGAGAAGCACGAGCACAAGAAGGAAGAGCACGAGGCCGGGGAGAAGAAGGAGAGCCUCCUCGCCAAGCUGCACCGCACCAGCUCUAGCUCUAGCUCGUCGAGCGACGAGGAAGAGGAGGUGAUCGACGAGAACGGCGAGAUCGUCAAGAGGAAGAAGAAGAAGGGCCUCAAGGAGAAGAUCAAGGAGAAGCUGCCCGGCCACAAGGACCACGCCGAGGGCGAGCACCACACGGCCGUACCGGCCCCGGCGCCAGCGCCCGUGGAGACGCACGCUUACAAGGAGGACGACCACAAGCCGUACGUCCCGGCGCCGGCUCCCCCGCCCGUGGAGACGCACGUCCACCACCAUGACCACGCCGUCGUCGUCCAGAAGAUCGAGGACGACGCGAAGACCGACGCCCCACCGGCACCGGAGGAGGAGAAGAAAGGCCUCCUUGACAAGAUCAAGGAGAAGCUCCCCGGCGGCCACAAGAAACCGGAGGACGCUGCCGGCGCACCCGCCGUCCACGCGCCAGCGCCGACACCGCACACCGAGGACGUGAGCAGCCCGGACGGCAAGGAGAAGAAGGGCUUGCUGGGCAAGAUCAUGGACAAGAUACCCGGGUACAACAAGGGCUCCGGCGAGGAGGACCACAAGGCCGCCGGCGCUGCUGCCGGCGAGCACAAGACCACCAGCUCUUAAGCUCGCCCGCGUGUCCUGACCGGGCCUUGAUCAGAAGCGUUUGGCGUGCGUUUGGUUCUGCAGUUCUGCUUUGCUUUAGUAAGUUUGGUUUCAAGAUGGGUUGCGCGGUCAAGGCCCCGGUGUGUUGAUGCCCGUACCGGCCAGUGCUGGUAGUGAGCGUUGCUGCUUUGUUGUUUGCUCUGGUACGGGCUUAGUUUGGUUCCAAGUCAGGGUCUGGAUGUUGGGUGUUGCGUAUUGUAAUUCGGCUGGGCUACCUGGGCAUUAUGCCUCAAUAUUUACUUUGGUUUCUGCCCAGCAUAUAUAUUGUCACGUUGUGAUCCUUGUGUAUUAUCAUUUGAAAGGGGAGUUCUAGAAAUCUAGCUACCUCAUUAUCUUACUUCUAGAGCUCACGCAAUGGCAUCCUCAAUGUAACUUAUAUUAUGCAAAAAAUAAAAGACAGUGUGACUUUU